AUGGCACACUUGCUCUUUCCCGGGGUCGAUUCCUCGAUUCGCUAUCAUCAUAUUGAAUCACCUAAACCAUCGGAAGACCCACUUCAGAAUCCUUGGUUCCCACAAACGUCAUCUGAACCAGAACCAAUUGUUACAGAGAACACACGCCCGGAAUCUGGCAGAGAUCCACGUCAUAUAACAGAGGAUUCAAUUGAGGAAAACGGAGAGGAGCGGAUAGCUCAUUUUGAAUAUUACGAAGGAGCCGAAGAGUUCCCUAUCAAAGUUCCACCAGAGCAAUCAGCAGCAUUAAUACAUCAGUCGACACCAUCAAACAUGGCAGUGAUACCUGGUCGCAUUGCUCGUGGCUUUCUCGAUUCCUUCUCCCUGAUAAUCAGUUUUGCCCUAGUAGUCCUUCAGUUCGGUCUAAUAGAUUGGUAUUAUCUGAAUGUCACUGGAGAAAAUAUAUGGGCAGUAUGGAUUGGACCAGAUUGUGUUGUCCUGGUGGUUCUCGGUAUACUGGGAGUACUGGCUAUCAGACAUAAUACAGUGCAAAUGGAAGAGUGCUGUUCAAUCGACAGCCGAGUGAAAUAUGCCUGCUUCGCCUGGGGUGUCUACGCACUCGUUCUCAUCUUCAAAAUCGGAACCUGCUUCCGUUUAUUCUACGAAGACAUCCCACCAACUCCACUGGAUAACAAUGAUAAACUUUUCGACGACUUCCUAUUCAAAGCUGGACUUUCUCUCUCCGUUCUGAUCUUCUUGUUCAUUUUCGAAUCUCAUCACUAUACCCCUUUGGUUUCGGUUCGUCAAGUUUACAUCUCGUAUCUUGUUGCUGCCAUCUGUCUGGAUCUCAUUGACAACAUCUACUUCUUGGACCUCCUUUGGCAAGCAUCGAAAGACAAAUGGAACUUGGAAUUAUGGCUGGAAUGGACUAUCCUCGUUGUGGCCUGCAUCAACUUCUUCAUGCCAACAUUCGCUCUCGCCAAACUUCGCUACGCCAAAGUUCCACGUUUCCUGCUCGUCAGUGAGAAACUUUGGGCUUUCCUCUACGUUCUUCUUGUCAAUGGACCAUUCUUGGGACUCCGUAUCUAUUUGUACAUUGUUCUCGAAGUUCAACAACAUGGAAAGAAAUACGAUCCAUCUCUUUUCGGUGUCAAGAAUAUCGCAAUGAUCUACAUCGCUCUUCGAGAACUCUGGACACGUCUUCAAUAUUGGAGAAUGAAACGUCGUGCAGCACUCAGCCGUAAUGAACUUGCCGCCGCUAUCCAUCAUCAGGAUGAGGAACAAUAA
Caenorhabditis remanei is the source of this 1266-nucleotide messenger RNA. RefSeq lists its product as uncharacterized. The record is from RefSeq and is a predicted model, not a curated record. Lineage: Eukaryota; Metazoa; Nematoda; Chromadorea; Rhabditida; Rhabditidae. Bases 1 to 1266 code for a protein of 421 amino acids. The transcript has 3 exons.